UCGCAUAUCUUCCCGCUCACCUAUACACAGCCUGCUGCCGUCGCCCCCCUUAUGUGCCCCCUCCCUUACCGGACUGGACCGACAAAUGGGUUAAAUCUGUCACCAGGAGUAGCCGUGAUAGAUGCACCAGGAGCGUCGGGAGAUCCCUUCCCGUCCCUUUGCUGCUUGACAGAUCUGCGCUCAAAGCUUUCGCCGUGCAUCAUCCACGCUGUGGUUUGAAUUCGACAAGGAAGACUGAAUUAAACCGUGUUUUUUCUUCAUUUCUUUCUUUUUAAAAUUUGUUUUAUAGGCGACCGAGAGAAGCAGCUGCAACAGCAGCACCGGUUCUUAGACCCAGACCCGUGGGCGGCUGGGUGGCGUUCGUCUGGGCGAGCUGAUAGGACGCAGAUUUGGCACUCUACCUACCAACUGCUUCAUCCCAAAACGACCCCAAAUUCUCGAGAUAUGGCGAUGAGAAGUGAGAUGUAGAAAGCGGACAUAAGGCCAUUCAUGUGGGUCUGUGUUUCAGCCAAAACGGACAACAUUUCACACCAUCACCACCAUCAGCGUCCUCCCCAUCUAACCAGUUGAUUUUUUAAAAUAACUAUCUAAAAAGUGUGGAACACAUGACACGCUGGUGAAUUCCCCAGGCAGGUCCAACACAGAGACUGAAUGAGUCCAUCUUUGACUGUCGGACGGACUCCUCAAGAGCACAGGACGGAUGCAAACAGAAUAAACACAUCUUGGCAAUUCACACAAACACCUUCAGCGUCUCCGCCAACGGUGCUCUAACAGAACGGGGUGACUCGCACACCGGAGGAAAAGUCGUUUCACGGGCAGGGAGAAGAUGCCAUUCCACCAUGUGCGGGCGGGCCUGCUCUAUCCAGACAACUACCUGAGCAGCUCCCUGGCAGAGGGGAACGAAGCCUUCCAGCUAACCAGCCUCUCCACUGAGGAGCUGGGAGAGAUCCGUGAGGCGUUCCGUGUUCUGGAUCGUGAUGGGAAUGGUUUCAUCUCCAAACAGGAGCUGGGCAUGGCCAUGCGUUCCCUGGGUUACAUGCCCAGUGAAGUGGAGCUGGCCAUCAUCAUGCAGAGACUGGACAUGGAUGGGGACGGCCAGGUGGAUUUCGAGGAGUUCAUGACGAUACUGGGGCCCAAGCUGCUGUCAUCUGACAACAGAGAAGGAUUUCUAGGCAACACCAUUGACAACAUCUUCUGGCAGUUCGACAUGCAGCAGCUGUCUCUGGAUGAGCUGAAGCAGGUGCUGUUCCACGCCUUCCGGGACCACCUGACAAUGAAGGACAUAGAGAACAUUAUCAUCACCGAAGAGGAGAGCCUCAACGAAACCUCAGGGAACUGCCCUGAGUACGAGGGAGUUCAUCCCAAGAAGAAGAAUAGGCAAACGUGUGUCAGGAAAAGCCUGAUCUGCGCCUUUGCUAUGGCUUUCAUCAUCAGUGUCAUGCUUAUCGCAGCCAAUCAGAUGCUGCGGAACGGCAUGGAGUAACCAAUUGCACUGUGAGCAUGGGGAGUGGACAGAACAGCCAUGACCUCACAUCUUGUCUUUGCAGCCAAAGCUGGACCACAACCCAAGCACUUCUCUAAACAAUCAGUUGAGUUUUGGUUUGGUUUUUUUAAGUUUAAUUUGAACUGAACUUACAAAGGCAGACAAUGAGUAAAAUAAGUAAAAUGAAAAGAGUUGUAUUGACGAUGUCACCACAUAGAGUCACUGGAUUUACUGAUCGUAAGGAACCUGAACUGCAAAAGAAUUCUGUUUUUAUAUAAAACGCUGAAAUUAAGGGGGAAGGGGUAUUAUUUUGCUGUUUUCAAGAACAAGACCACCCUUUAAACUUGAUUUUCUAAUUACCGAAAAUGUGUAUCAGGUGCUUUGAGCCAUUCCUAAUUUCAGAAAACAAAUAAUGGUUAUUAUGGACAACUUCAGAAGUUGCACUGAAUGUGAAAUGAGUGAAUGGUGGGCACAGUAUUGAAAUGCAUAUAUAUGUAUAUAUAUAUAUAUAUAUAUAGAGAGAGAGAGAGAGAGAGAGAGAUUGUUAUGUAUACAAAAGACUUUGUGAAACAUUUACAUUAGUCCACCAGUCUUGGGUCACAUACAUUCUAUGUUAAUCUACAAGAAGCACAACUCAGUACUCAGUGACAACCCACUCAACAGUCAUUGCUAUCCCACUAGUAGUAUUGAUUGAUUGAUUGAUUGAUUGAUUUGUGUGACAUGUGAAAAACAGUGAUGUACACGGGUAAGCUCCAACUGUCGGAAACGUUUUUAAAAAAAUCUAAUCAAAUGGAGUGAGGACUGAAAAAUAUGUUUAGGAAUGUAUUUGCAGAAAAUGUUUCAUCUCAGCAUGUCACUGUAAUACUGCCCAGCUGUGGUAAACAUAAACCAUGCAAAAGCAUGCCACUAUAUACACUGCCAUACCAAACAUUACCCCUACUUGUUCCCCAUGGAUUUCACUGUAUAUAUAAUACUACUUAGCUUAUGUAAUGUAUUAUUCCUCUCAACAGCAGAAUGUAUGAAAGAUAGAAACUAGUGAGCUAUAUAAGGGAUCGAGUUGUGACAUGCUGUCUAAUACAGUUGUUUUCUUGGACAAGGUUGCCGUCUAGUGGUGAAUUUAAGUACUGCAGGUAAACGCCUGAACAGCCAUGUUUACUAUGUCUACAGGGGGAAGAACACCGCCAAUAAAUCUGAGCUUUGAUAUGUUUUUUGUGUCAGUGUCACAAGGGCACUUUGGUCUGUAUUGGUCACUAUUUUUAAUGAACAUUUCUUUCCACAUGCCAAACUGGAUUGUUGCAACAGUUGAUCAAGGUUGGAUGGAAGACUGAAGGUGAUACCUGUUGUAGUUUCUGGGGUCAAUGCUGUGUUUUAUGGUUCAGAUUUAAUAGAGUUUUUUUUUUUUACAAGGCUUACUGGGAUGAAAAAGUCCAAGAAAGACCUUGUAGGAGAUUAGAAUCAUGCUCCUCUUCUUGCGUAAUGGAGGCACCCAAGGUUGAACAUCUCAGUGACACAAUAUAUUAAAUCUGAGGAUGAAGCUGUACUCGGUGGUGUUGGUUUAGGGCUGGGCAAUAAAUAAACAUCAUUAUUUAUGUGCUGAGAUUAAAACAGUAUUGUGGGGCCUGAGCAAAAUGUUACGUUUUCAUAAACAAAUUUAAGGAAUUAGUGAAAAUUACAGCAAAUAUUGUUUACAGUUAUCUUAACCAAAUAGCCCAGCCCUAUGUAGAUGUAGCUUUACAUAUGCCAGUGUUUAUUAUUCCUGAUUGCAACACACCAUAACAGCAGUGUAAGAGGACUGCACUGUGCUCCCCUGGGAUAUUAUUGUAGACUUGUUUGUUCCCACUUAGAACUUGGAGCAAUUUCACUUGUUUUCUAGCACUUUGGUAGGGCGGAGGAAAACAAAACUAGAUGUUUCAGUCAAACUAAUGUGCAACCACAAGUCCAGGUUAGACAAAAUAUAAAGAAGGUAAGAGGGGAGAGGGCUCUCUUUAAAAAUAAAUAAAAAUUUUAAGAAAGCUUUGUAAGAUUACAGCAAAAAUGUAUAAUACUGUAAAUCAGUAUGCAUGUUCUUGUUUAGGUUUUCAUGUCUUUGAAAGACAGGGAAUCCAAUAAUCUUUCUUUGUGGUGGCACAGCCUUGGUCUAAAUGUAGGUAUGUAUGUACUACUGUCACAUACUGUAUUUGACUUUCCAAUUUAUACAGUAAUAGCCAUUUUUCUAGUUUCUACCAGCUAUUAAUCAAAUCAGAGUGCGGAAGAGGGCAUUUUCAUAAAUAUGCAAAUACAAGGUCACGUCACCAACAUCUCUGUUUCACGUCACCUAGGGUAGAGUCUGUAGGCCUCACUGUGGAUGGUUAAACUUUAUAUUGAAUUCAAUAUAUAGUGUGUUUUCUUCACAUUAGGUUUUACUGGAAUGUUCUCACUGCCUCAUUGUCCUUGUAUAAACUGCUGUAUAAUGUAUGCUACACUUAUUCCUGUAAGUCGUUUCGUCUUUGAUAUUGACAUUUGACCAAUGGGUCAUCUCUUCGCCUUUGUCUAUUAGCAUCACAACCCUUUUGAAACCAGCAUAGAGCGCUUUAUCUUAACAAUUCUCCGAUAAUUGUGCCAUUCAGACAUCCUUGCAUGGCUAUGUAAGGGAAACAAGACCUUUUAUCGACACUUUUGAUGUUUACAUUGUUAUACUGUACAUCUGUAUCAGGACAGGAUCAAUUCAUGAUUUUCAUGUUUUUGAAAGUUGCUUUUAAGAUUUGUUUUUACCAAAACAUGUUUUUACCAGUUGUAGAUUGUAUAAAGACAAAUCCUAACACAGAUAUGUAAAACAACCUUGGCAUGCUGCUUAGAAAAGGAGAAAGAAAACAGCAAUAGUUACCAACUGAAUGGAUAUUUAAAAAUGCAAAUAACGAGUUUAAUCUGUUUAAUC
Pelmatolapia mariae (spotted tilapia) is the source of this 4397-nucleotide messenger RNA. It is a transcript of the gene caln2, whose product is annotated as calneuron 2. The coding region runs from base 827 to 1483 and encodes 218 amino acids. Lineage: Eukaryota; Metazoa; Chordata; Actinopteri; Cichliformes; Cichlidae. The transcript has 6 exons. The record is from RefSeq and is a predicted model, not a curated record. Gene Ontology annotation, cellular component: trans-Golgi network membrane. Gene Ontology annotation, molecular function: calcium ion binding.